AUGCCUCCGACGAGGGUUAUCAACGUCCUCACCCAAUUGCCCUUGAAGAUCGAGGAGAACCCGGGCAGCACCCCUCCCUACAAGCUUCGCCGCACCCGGGGGACGUCGGCGCUCUUUUCGCUGGUCCAAUACCUUGCUGAAAACCCCGAUUAUGAACAACAAGUGGUAGCGUGGACAGGCGAGGCUCCUCGGCUUCUGCUGGAGGAACGACGUUACAUCGAACUGCAACUUCCCGAGAGGAUUCAUCCCGUGUGGCUUGACGACCUGGAAGCCGGCGAAGAUGACACGCAAUUGGUGAAAUGGCGGCGCUACCCUGAAUGGGCACUUUGGCCAGUAUUUCACUACAUUCAAAAUCAGCCUUCAGAUGGUAAGGCUGAGAACGAAUGGUGGCAUGAUUAUGUGAAGUUCAAUGAGGCGUACUUUCACAAGAUCAAGCUGAUCUACAAGCCCGGUGACAUCAUUUGGAUUCACGACUACUAUCUUCUCUUGUUGCCCCAGUUAUGUCGUACUGAAUGGCCCGACGCCACCAUUGGGUUCUUUAUGCAUGCCCCAUGGCCAUCGCUGGAAUAUUUCCGCUGCAUUCCCAAAAGAAGCGCUCUCUUAGAGGGGGUACUUGGUGUCAACCAAAUUGGCUUCCAGCUGCCCCUGUUUGCCAAUCACUUUUUACUGUGUUGUCAACGCAUUGAUGGAUGCCAACUUCCUCGGAAGAAUGUCGUGUCGAGUUAUGGCAACAUCACCCUGACGAUUACUCUCCCCAUUCUGAUUGAUGCCAAACAAACAGAGGCGGAGGCCUUCACCAGCGCUGUUGAUGAAAAGGUGGCUGCUUUGAAAGAGGUUUAUGGGAAUUGCAAGAUCAUUGUUGGUCGCGACCGAUUAGAUAGUGUCAGAGGCGUUGUGCAAAAACUCGAAGCGUUUGAAAUGUUUCUUCAAAUGUACAAAGAGUGGAGAGGUAAGGUGGUGCUUAUGCAAGUCCUGUCGCUUGGUUACUCCCAUGGAGACAAAGUUGAAGACAAAGUUACCGAGUUGGUCACGCGUAUCAACGCAAAGUAUGGCCUGAUUCACUUCACUCCAGUCUUGCACUACCAGAUGUACGUCGUCAAGGAAGAGUACUUGGCACUUUUACGUUGUGCCGAUGUGUGUUUGAUCACCAGUGUCCGUGAUGGCAUGAAUACCACACUGCUUGAGUAUGUGGUAUGCCAAAAGGAUACCUGUCUGCCGUUGAUUCUUCUGGAAUUCACCGGUACUCUGACGGUUCUCAAAGAUGCUAUUCUUGUAAACCCUUGGGAUUCUGUAGGAAUUGCCAAGCAGCUUAACGAGUGCUUGAAGAUGCCAAUGGCGCAAAAGCAAAACCUUGAAUCCAGACUUUACGCGGAAGUGAAAAGUAACACGGUUCAAAAAUGGACCACCAGCUUCCUCUCCAAACUCAUUGCUGCAAAAAACCAUGAAAAUGGUAUAGAGUCGCGGGCAACUCCUCCGCUUGACCGUCCCUUGCUUCACAAUAAUUACGUCAAAGCUGAAAGACGUCUUUUCUUGUUUGAUUAUGAUGGUACUUUGACUCCUAUUGUUCAGGACCCCAACGCGGCUAUCCCAUCGCUGAAAUUGAACGAGUUGCUCAGAGUUUUAGCGAGAGAUCCCAAGAAUGAAAUCUGGAUCAUUCUGGGACGUGACCAGGCGUUUUUGGACAAGUGGAUGGGCGAUAAAAAUGUUGGUCUUCUGGCCGAGCACGGUUGUUUCAUGAAAGAUGUCGAUCUGGAGCACUGGGAAAACUUAGCCGCCAAAUUUGACAUGCUGUGGCAAGCUGAAGUUGAUAAGGUUUUUAUAGAAGCUACUGAAGCAUGUCCUGGUUGUCACGUUGAGCGGAAGAAGGUGGCUUUGACUUGGCAUUACCGCCGAGCGGAAGAUUUCCUUGCUGCUGAACGUCAAGCGAAGAAGACUCACGCUUUAUUAGAAUCCACUGUUGCCAAAAAAUACCCCGUGGAGGUGAUGGAAGGGAAAGCCAAUAUUGAGGUUCGUCCCAAAUUUUUGAAUAAGGGUGAAAUUGUCAAGCGCUUGGUACUUCUGCCUUGGGGCCAACCUCAGGAUCUCCAACGGCCGUUGGAGUAUAACCCCAAAGUCAUGCCAGACUUUGUCCUUUGUUUAGGUGAUGACCAGACUGAUGAAGACAUGUUCCGCUCACUUAUUCAUAUCUCGCAAGAAGCCAACAAUCGCGGACUUCCCCAACGUGAUGAAAAAGCCCAGCCACUAACUCUGGCAUAUGGCUACUUCCCCGUGGUGGUGGGGCCGGCUCUGAAGCAGACGGUAGCUCCUUACCACUUGCACGAUCCCCAUCAAGUGUUGGAAACAUUGGGGUUAUUGGCAGGCCAAGUGCUGGUUUAUGAACUGCCUGGAACGGCAGUCGUUGAAGAGGAACAAGACUAA
Diutina rugosa is the source of this 2418-nucleotide messenger RNA. It is a transcript of the gene TPS2, whose product is annotated as trehalose-phosphatase. Bases 1 to 2418 code for a protein of 805 amino acids. Gene Ontology annotation, molecular function: catalytic activity. Gene Ontology annotation, cellular component: alpha,alpha-trehalose-phosphate synthase complex (UDP-forming); cytosol. The transcript has a single exon. NCBI's taxonomy places the organism in Eukaryota, Fungi, Ascomycota, Pichiomycetes, Serinales, Debaryomycetaceae. Gene Ontology annotation, biological process: cellular response to heat; fungal-type cell wall organization; trehalose biosynthetic process. The record is from RefSeq and is a predicted model, not a curated record.